UGUCAGUAGAAACGAUCGUAGCAGAAAACUUUGUAACUAAUAAAAAAUGUAUCGUGCUUGUGGACAGACCAGCUAAUACAUCAAAGUGAAAGUCUGAAAUCUCCGCUACGAGUCGCUACCAACAAGUGUACACGUAAAACUCAAAAAAAUUAAUUUUUGAAAUAGUAGGUUUAUUUCAAUUUGUAGAGUUGUACUACUUCAUUAGUAAAACUUGUAAGUCAUUGGAUAUCAUCGAUAACAGAAUUUUCGAUUUAACCAGAUUUCCAGUUCCUGACAAUUAUGUGCACUUCUUUAAAAAAACAGGAUGCUUCACAAUCUAAAAAUAUAGUGAAAUAUACCAAGAAGGUGUGCUUUAGUAUCUUGAAAUAUUGGAUUAUACAAUUGCACUACUUCUUGGAUUACAUCAUAGACUUUGUCUUUGGCAUCUAUUAUGAUAAAAAAGCCAAGAAAGUGCCAUCAGUGAAAGAUCCUUUGUUGUUAGAAAGUGCAGUUUCCUUGGCAGAAAAAAUUAGGACUAGGCAAAUUACAUCGGAAUGUGUUGUGAAAGCUUACAUCAAGAGAUGCAAAGAAGUAAAUGGUAUGAUCAAUGCUGUUGUAGAAGAAAGAUAUUUAGAUGCGAUCGAAGAAGCCAAAGUAGUGGACGCUAUGAUAGAAAAUGGUAUAAAUAUAGAAAUGAUAAAGAUAAAACAGCCAUAUCUGGGGGUUCCCUUUACCACCAAGGAGAGCAAUGAGGCUAAAGGAAUGAUCCACAGCAUGGGUAUAAUCCGUCGCCGUAACAUUCGUUCAGAAAAGGACGCCACAGUAGUAGGUUACUUAAAGGAUGCCGGUGGGAUUCUAAUUGCGAAAACCAAUGUCCCAGAGCUGAAUUUGUGGGUCGAAUCGAGAAAUAAAGUAUAUGGACAAACAAAUAAUCCUUAUAACACGACUAGGACUGUGGGAGGCAGCAGUGGGGGGGAAGGCGCCAUAAUUGCCGCGUGUGGUGCUGCAAUCUCCAUUGCCAGUGACAUAGGAGGUUCCACUAGAAUACCUGCAUUCUAUAAUGGAUUGUUUGGUCAUAAACCCAGCGAAAGAUUAACUCCAGUAGCUGGAAUCGGAUUGCGAAAGAAAGAUUAUCCAGACAGUAUGGUGGUAGCUGGGCCACUCUGUAAAAAAGCUGAAGAUCUGACGCCACUUUUAAAAGUGCUAAUCGGUGCUAAAAUAUCUAUGUUAAAACUAGACGAUCCGGUAAAUUUGAAGGACUUGAAGGUGUUUUAUCAAGAAAACUCCGGCGACUUGAGGGCGAGCAAAGUAAACAAAGCGAUGCGAGCGACGUUAAGGAAGGCGGUGGAACAUUUCAAGGAACUUACAGGUUCUGCAACAAUGAUCGAAAUACCAGGCUCUGAGUACAGCAUCUUACUGUGGAAGCACUGGAUGAACCGUGAAGGCUUCAACUUCAAGCUGGAAAUAACAGGCCGAGAGUACGUCACCAGCGCGAAAAGAGAGCUUUACAACUACAUCACUGGAUCUUCAGAAAUAACAUUUGCCGCCAUUGUUAAGAUGAUGGAUGAGGACUUUCUACCGAAGCCCAACGCAAAAUGGGCGGAAGAUGUCACUAAGAAGACGAAGGAAUUCCUAGCGGACAAACUCGGUGACGAUGGCGUGCUGUUUUAUCCUUCGGGCCCUUUCCCAGCUGUUUAUCAUUAUUCCAGUUUUUUACGUCCCUUUAACUUCGGUUACUUCUGUCUGUUCAAUGCCCUGCGAUUCCCAGUUUGUCAAGUACCAAUGGGCUUGGACGAACACGGCUUACCGGUUGGUAUUCAGGUGAUAGCUGCUCCCUACAACGAUCACCUAUGCAUCGCAGUGGCUAAAGAACUUGAGAGGGCGUUCGGAGGUUGGGUUCCUCCAUCGUAAAUUGUAUGCAAGGUAGCCACUUUCUUCUUAAAGAGAUUUAAGUUGUUCGGCAUUUUUCUAUUUCUAACUACUCUUAAACGACAUAUAUAAAUAAGACUACGGGAAAAGAGUGCACUAAGCGUUUUUGCUUGCAUUAUUUGUCAGUAAUCCACGGUGAUAGUAGGUUAAGUAAUUUUUUUGUAUCGCAUAUUUUUUACUUCCUAUUGUCAUUGCUAGUAUAUUCGAUUCUUUAUGGGACAUUGGUGUAUUGUUUUGUUGUUGAAUAGUUUGUAAGAUGGUGGUUGUUUAAUUGAAUAUAUUCCCAAUUCCAAGAGAUACGGGAAAAACGAGAAAA
Molecule: messenger RNA, 2224 nt
Organism: Dinoponera quadriceps
Lineage: Eukaryota; Metazoa; Arthropoda; Insecta; Hymenoptera; Formicidae
Product: fatty-acid amide hydrolase 2-like
Exons: 10
Coding region: 280-1890 (536 amino acids)
Source: RefSeq, a predicted model, not a curated record